UUAAAGUUAUUUUUUUUGCUAAGACAUCAGUUUGUUGCUGUGUUAAACCAGUUAAAAAGAGAGGACAAAUUCUUCUUUACGGUUCAAAGCAACAGCUACCAAAUAAAGACAGAAAACAGAACAUAGCCAGGGACAAAGAUCUAUAACGGAGAGCCCUUUGCUUUGCCCACGGUGCCCUUGUACAAUUCUCCAGCUUAUCACUACUCAGGUACACAACUAGUUGUCAAUGCUUCGAUAAUCUCAAGUGUCGAGCUAAACUACUCUCAAUCCGCCAGGUAUAAUCAUAAAGACGAUCAUAUGGAACAGAAUUGGUACCUGUUUUACAGUUCACAAUUCCCCACCCUCUUCCUAUGUGACGGUACUCCCCAUAAGGUCUCCUUACCCUUAACAAAUCCAUGCCACGAACAGCUCAUCUCUAUUUGGCCCAAUUUUGGCGAGAGAAUCUGCACAAUUAUUUGCUUCCCUAAUAAUAUUCCAGUAAAGAACACUUCCAAAGUUUCCAUGGCCCUUUGCAAGGGUUCAGGACCCAAUGAACUGCUACUAUUGAGUCCGAUCCGAUGAUAAGUGCUCUCUUAUCCAAAUGGUGACUGGCUGAAGACUUGGAGGCCUGUUUUGGAAGCAUAAAGUUCAGCGAAAUUGGAAUCACUUACUCGGAUAGUACCCGAAAUCAGUCUCAGCAUAUGGCCCUCUGCAUCUCUGAUAACUCCCCCUUGAAGUCAAGUAAGAAGAAUUUCGGCAAAAACUCUGCAUCUCACUAUAAAAACAUUUGCCAGUUUUUGCCCCAAUAAACUUCAACUCCUUAAACCAACUAAACAAGACUCUUUUAACCUUGCUACCCUUGCCGUCUUCCCAUACCAGCCAACACUUAAAAAGAGUACCUCCAUUAAUACAACCACUAUGGUUUUGCUAGGGCCAGAAGAUUCUUCAUGUAAUAAGAACGUGGAUCACCGCCUCGUUCGGAAAAACACCACCGUUUCACCUCCUAUUGCUGAGCCGAGAAGAAAGAACUUUCCACCUGCUUUAACGGAAGCAGAGUUGAUAUCGGUAUUUAGGCGCUUUGAUGGUGACAGAGACGGCUGCCUCAGCUGGCAAGACCUUAAGAAUGCGUUCCACAGCAUAGGUUCCCGGUUUCCAUCAUAUCGAGCUCUCACGGCGCUUUGUCAGGCUGAUAAAAAUCGAGACGGAUACAUAAGCGAGGACGAGAUGGAUGACCUUAUUCAGUAUGCUUUCAGUUGUGGGUAUUAUGCUUGGUAGAAUCACCUAAUUCUUCAUACAAG
This is a messenger RNA of Theobroma cacao (cacao), 1277 nucleotides long. Lineage: Eukaryota; Viridiplantae; Streptophyta; Magnoliopsida; Malvales; Malvaceae. The record is from RefSeq and is a predicted model, not a curated record.